This is a messenger RNA of Linum tenue, 1383 nucleotides long. The record is from the annotation of a GenBank genome assembly. NCBI's taxonomy places the organism in Eukaryota, Viridiplantae, Streptophyta, Magnoliopsida, Malpighiales, Linaceae.
GCCGCCAUCUCCCUGAAAAGUGAAAACCCUUCAGUUUGCUGCGGUCACGUCGUCGGUCGGUGGAAGAAGAAGAAGGGAAGGGAGCGAUGGUUUCGUUGAAGCUCCAGAAGCGGCUUUCUGCCAGCGUGCUCAAGUGCGGCAAGGGAAAGAUAUGGCUCGAUCCCAAUGAAGCCAACGAGAUCUCCAUGGCCAACUCCAGGCAGAAUAUCAGGAAGCUGGUGAAGGAUGGUUUCAUCAUUAGGAAGCCAACGAAGAUCCACUCGAGGUCUCGUGCAAGGAGGAUGAAGGAGGCGAAGAGAAAGGGUCGUCAUUCCGGAUAUGGUAAGAGAAAGGGUACCCGUGAGGCAAGGCUGCCAACCAAGAUUCUGUGGAUGAGGAGGAUGCGGGUACUGAGACGGCUUCUGAGGAAGUACCGCGAGGCCAAGAAGAUCGACAAGCACAUGUAUCACGACAUGUACCAGAAGGUGAAGGGUAAUGUGUUCAAGAACAAGCGUGUGCUGAUGGAGAGCAUCCACAAGUCGAAGGCAGAGAAGGCUAGGGAGAAGACGUUGUCUGAUCAGUUUGAGGCUAAGCGUGCGAAGAACAAGGCCAGCAGGGAGAGGAAGCUUGCCAGAAGGGAAGAGCGCUUGGCACAAGUAAGUUGAUGGUUUUUUUCUUCUUCCAUUGAUUGGUUCUUUACCUGUCACUUGCGACUGAAUGAUCAUAUUGUGAUUUGUUUGUGUACUUUCAGGGACCUGGUGUGAAGGCCGAACCAACACCUGCACCUCAAACGACCGAGGGAGGAGGCAAGAAAGCCAAGAAGUGAAAAUUUUCUGUUUGGGAGACCAAUAGCUAGCUGACUCUAUGUCAAUGUCUUUUGCUGGUUAGGAGUCUGUUUUUCUAAAAUGAAUCGUCCUAUGUUUUUUUGGUGAAUUAUCUCCCUUCCAACUCUAUUAGAGUAUGAAAUUUUGGUAACUUAUGGACGGUGAUAUCUUUCCUCUCCAGUGGAAUGUGAUAUGUUCAAUGGCUUGUUAUCUGGAUUUGAUCUUUCAUGUGAGUUAUCGGUGGAUUGCUCGAGGCGGAUUAUGAUAGCGAAAGUCGUUGUAUGUGUGAAUGGAGAUUGCUUGUGUCUAUCCCUUUGGCAUCAAGGUUGCGUUUGGUUCAAUCAGACUAGAAAUUUGUGAUAAUGUUGAUUUGUUUAUUGUAACCGUGCUUAGGUUGUAUUGUUAAGUAGCUUCGAUUGGUCAGUUGCUUGCAUUUGCUAUUUGCAAGAUUACUCGUCUACUUCCAGACGAUCAUAAUGAAUAAAAUUAUCAGUGCAAUGACUUAGUAAUCUUGGCAUUGAUAGUUUGCUUUUAAAGUUGUGAAAGUGGAGUCUUUGCAUGAAUAAAAUUAUUUGUUGUC